Harmonia axyridis is the source of this 674-nucleotide messenger RNA. RefSeq names its product eukaryotic translation initiation factor 1A, X-chromosomal (gene eIF1A). Gene Ontology annotation, biological process: translational initiation. Gene Ontology annotation, cellular component: cytoplasm. NCBI's taxonomy places the organism in Eukaryota, Metazoa, Arthropoda, Insecta, Coleoptera, Coccinellidae. The transcript has a single exon. Bases 133 to 579 code for a protein of 148 amino acids. Gene Ontology annotation, molecular function: RNA binding; translation initiation factor activity. The record is from RefSeq and is a predicted model, not a curated record.
ACAUUUGCAAUUUCUUGUUCACAGUAACUCAGAAUAUGCAAAACUGCAAUUGAGUUACACAGUUAUUAAAAGAUAUAAAUCUCUUCAAAUUUUGGUGAAAAGUUAGUGAAAUUAAUCAUCUGAUCAAGCAACAUGCCUAAGAAUAAGGGAAAAGGAGGUAAAAACAGGAGGAGAGGAAAGAAUGAAAAUGAAACCGAAAAACGUGAGUUGGUAUUCAAAGAGGAUGGUCAAGAAUAUGCCCAAGUAACAAAGAUGUUAGGAAAUGGUAGAUUAGAAGCCAUGUGCUUUGAUGGUACGAAAAGAUUGUGUCAUAUUCGAGGGAAACUCCGGAAAAAGGUCUGGAUCAAUCAGGGUGAUAUUAUCCUCAUAGGCCUUCGUGACUACCAAGAUGCCAAGGCUGAUGUUAUUCUCAAAUACACCUCAGAUGAAGCUAGAAAUCUCAAGACAUACGGCGAAUUCCCUGAAUCCGUUAGGAUAAAUGAAACUGUUACUUUUGUUGAAGAAGGAUUGGAUGAAGAUAUUGAAUUUGGAGAUGAUAUUAGUUCAGGGGAUGAAGCAGAUCCAGUUGAUGGAAUCUAAUAAAACAUUUUAAUGUAAAGACAAACAUAGCUGUAACUUAUCAUCUACCUGCUGAGUUUGUUUGGAAAUAAUGUUGAAUUAAAUAAUAAGAUUUG